This is a messenger RNA of Spizellomyces punctatus DAOM BR117, 348 nucleotides long. RefSeq lists its product as uncharacterized. NCBI's taxonomy places the organism in Eukaryota, Fungi, Chytridiomycota, Chytridiomycetes, Spizellomycetales, Spizellomycetaceae. The record is from RefSeq and is a predicted model, not a curated record. The transcript has 2 exons. The coding region runs from base 1 to 210 and encodes 69 amino acids.
AUGGACAACCCUUCUAACCCUUCAGCCCAAGAAAACCAAGAAAAUCCACCCGCUUAUGGGGACGUGGUAUUCAGCGAGGAAGAAGAGCGGGACCGCAAGAGAACGCAGGCUCGGAUCUUUGCCAGUGCAGAAGCUGUGAGGAGAGUUUAUGGUGACUGUAUAGCGAAACUUACUGUCGACGAUAAAGGGAUUCGAUUCAGUUUGAAAUGAGGCCCUGGAAGCUGCCAGCCAUACGACGUUGCAUCGAUAAGAAGUGCAUCCUGGAAGAAUGUAAAGGUUAAUGGCAAUCUUAUAAUACAACCUGAAAAACAUAUGCUACUCUUGUGACUAAAAGCACGACUACCUGAC